GUACAAAAUGUAUGUUUGAUGAUUGUUUGAAUAGUGACUCUUCGUUUUAUAUCUGUCUUUUAUCUUUGUUUUUAAUUGUAAAUCUCAGUCUGUUAUAAUCUCUCCUUUAAUUCUGUAAAGAAGCUUGAUUUGCGCGAUACAAAGAAGGUUGCCCCGCCCCCCAGUUUACAAAUGGGAUCCAGUGGGUGUGGAUCAUGCAACCAGGACUGUUGCUGAUAUCCCCUCAAAUGGAUAGAUCGUCAGGAUAGAUAUUUACUUGCUUGUCCGAACAUGAAGUUCGCUCUCUGUGAUUUCGAGACUUUCUCUGCGGGAAAUGAAAACAAAUAAACUGCAGUUGUUGGUUUCACCUGUUUUUCAGGGAUCUGAAACCAUUUCGAGAUAUUUUAGUCUCCUUCACCAGUUAACGUUAACUAUGAAGUGAAAGCCUACAGACUUCUGUCUUCCACAGACUGUGAUACAAAACAGUGGACAGGGGAUGACUUGCUGGGUGGUACGUUCACUGACGCUGUCCCUCCUAUGGACAGUUACAGAAGGAGAUACUGAGGUGUCCUGUGUGUUCAUGGAGAGCUGCGUCUUACCAUGCAGUUUUCAGCCAGGUCAUGAUGUCGUCAUCCACUGGAUUAAGGAGCCAGGAAACACUUUUGUCCACUCCUACUACUAUAACCAAGACCAGCUCUCAAAGCAGGACCAGAGCUUCAAAGGCAGGACGUCACUGUUCAUAGACCAGAUCUCCAGAGGAAACGCGUCUCUGCAGCUCACAGGGGUCAAGGUUCAGGACCAGAGCAGAUACAAGUGCUACACCAGCACCAUCCGUGGCAACAAGGAUCUGUUCAUCAGCCUAAAAGUGGACGCUCCUGUCACUGAGGUCCACAUUCAGCAGGUAGAAAACAGGAUCAUCUGCAGCUCAGAGAGGAUCUACCCUGAGCCUGAGCUCACCUGGUCCACCAGCCCUCCAUCCAACAUGACCUGUCAGAACACAACAACAGUCCAGCAGACUGAACAGCAGCUCUACAGCAUCAGCAGCACUCUGAUACCUCCAGACAGCACUACUGAUGUGGUCUACAGCUGCACCAUCAGCACUCGCAGAAAUACAUGGAGAGCCACUUUGAACCCUUCAAACACAGCAGUUAUAGCUGGAGUGGCUGGAGGCCUUUCUGUUGUUGCGGCAAUCGCAGGGCUGACAGCCUUCUGUGUAUAGAAGGUCACAAGAAGGAACAGCAAACGCGUCAGGAACACCAGAAGCCAUUCGAAUGGAAGAGAUGCCAGAAAACAGGAGAGAACAAACAGAUCUGCAGCCAAACGAGGAGACUGGACUGACAAGUGAAGGACAAAGUGAUAACUGAUGCUCUUAUUUACUGCACUGUGAAAAGAUUUUAUGGGGAGACUCCUGCUCAUGAAAUGCUGUUCCUGCUUGAAUUCAAAAACAGACUCACAGAGACAGACGGACUGGAACAGAGGCAGCUCUGCUUUGCCUGUAAGAAGAACAUCUCAGCCAAAGACUUGAUGGUACUUUUGUCAUUUUGAACGGCUGUUUUUAUUCCUGUUAAAAGUGAAACCCUGCAGUUACAUGUUUGACCAUCAGUCUGCAUCUCCACAGUCCAGUUUUCAGAGUGGGCUUGGCAGGUUUGUUCACUGUAGUGACUGAAGCUACCGUCAUCAAAACUAGCAGCCAGUGAGCGUAGCUGCUAACACCUGCUGCAGCUGCACAGGACAUGCAGAGGUGCUGGAUGGUCCACUAUAGUUCAGUGCCUGAGUGGUUUUACGUGUUGUUCUACUUUUUAGUGGUGAGCACUGCAUCACCAUUUUUAUGGAGCUGUUGUUAUAACUUUGUAUUUGUUUGAAUUUGAUAAUAAUUUGUUUUGAAUACUUUGCUCUUGUUCUCUUUGUAUGUACUGUUAAAGUUUUAGUUUUCUUUUGAUGAUAAAAAUGCUGAACCAGUUCAAUAACA
Messenger RNA from Scatophagus argus, 1948 nucleotides. Its product is annotated as V-set domain-containing T-cell activation inhibitor 1-like. Gene Ontology annotation, cellular component: external side of plasma membrane. Bases 476 to 1198 code for a protein of 240 amino acids. The transcript has 5 exons. Gene Ontology annotation, biological process: cellular response to lipopolysaccharide; cell surface receptor signaling pathway; immune response. NCBI's taxonomy places the organism in Eukaryota, Metazoa, Chordata, Actinopteri, Scatophagidae. The record is from RefSeq and is a predicted model, not a curated record.